Molecule: messenger RNA, 480 nt
Organism: Macrosiphum euphorbiae (potato aphid)
Lineage: Eukaryota; Metazoa; Arthropoda; Insecta; Hemiptera; Aphididae
Source: the annotation of a GenBank genome assembly
AUGUUUGAUGGGGGUAACCAUGAAAAGGAAAUUUUACAAUGGUUAGAAGAUACCUCUAUUAUUCAAGGAUCCUGUGCUGAAGCCAUAACAAACAUUUUGGGUAAGGCGGACGUUAAACUGAAUGUUGAAAAUUUCGUGCUAGAUAAAGUACCCAUCUAUAUUUUAUCGGACACAAGUCACCCAAGGGAAUCCAUCGUUGGAAGACCCUUUUGUGAAUCUCCUCAUGUCGCUUUUGUCAAAUAUCAUGGUAAAUUAAAAUUUUACAAUACUAAUUUUCCGUUUGCAGACCAUGACCUCCUAUCAAACGAAGAUUCAGAUUCAAUAUUGAGAAUUUCUGAGGAAGUAGUUAUUCCAACUGGGCUCUGCACUUGGGUCAACGUACUAGGUUCUGAUACGAUCAUAAUUGCAGCGGGCAACGAUGGUAUCAGUGAAGAGAAAAUGAUGACCGAUGAUAUACUUUGUUAUAAGGUAACAUUUUGA